UAAAGAUUCCGGGGUCUAAUAAUAGCCUAACCAGUAAGUUUAAGGAGAUGAUAUACACCAAUACCUCACAUCAUUUGUGAAACACGGUUGAGAUGACGUUCCAACAACUUGAUCUUGGCCUGUAGUCACCAAGCACACUCCUUGGAAUGCCGGCAAUAUGGUCAUUGACCCGUCAGCCCGUUCGAGGCGUAGUCCAACGGGCCAUCUGAAGUCAAGACAUGGAUGCAAAACCUGCAAGAUCAGAAAAGUCAAGUGCGGAGAGGAAAAGCCGCACUGUAUCCGUUGCACCAGCACGGGUCGCAAGUGCGAGUACGAUGGCUCAGUUUCCAUCCUCGACAACCCGCUUUCGUUAGCACCGAACACGGUGUGGCGAGAGCGUAGGUCUUUCGCCUACUAUUUUCAACACGCCGCCACAUUAGUUGGUGGUGAACUGGAUGUUGAUUUCUGGAGCACCAUCGUCCCGCAGGUUUGCCGGAGCGAGCCCGCUGUGUGGGAUGCCAUCAUCGCCAUCAGUGCACUGUUUGAGAGCCCCGAUCCAUGUCCCGAUCUCGUUCCAAUAAGCCACGAGCAUUCGCGCGCUCUCAACCAAAAUCACCGAGACGCACUGUACUGGUAUUCACGCUCGGUGUCUGCUAUUCGGCAGCGAAUUGAAGAUGGCCGCCUAAACAUCUUUGUUGGGCUAAUUACAUGUAUACUAUUUAUGUGUAUCGAGGCUCUCCAGGGAAGUGUGGAAGAUGCCAUACAUCUUUAUUCACAGGGGGUGCGUCUUAUCCUCGAUUCACGCGCCCAAAUGGUCGCCGGGAUCCUGUCAUUUGCCGAAGCAUCCUUGAUCGAGGAUACAAUCGUUCCAAUCUUCAUCCGCCUAGGAGCUAUCGCUCUCCCCGUUUCCGGCUUUCCGGUGCACGCUUUACUUGGAGACACUGACCAUGAAUUGAUCCAAGAACUUGUCUCUCUCAAAUCUGCGCGGGAAGCCCUCGUUCUGCUGGGUGUAAAGAUCACGCUCUUGCAGCAUAUGUGUGAUGAAUAUCGACGAACAAUUCAUACCUCCACCGUACCCCAGGAAUUAAUAAAUAAGCAAACAAUUUUAUCAGCUGGAUUAAGGGACUGGCUCUCUGCCUAUACCAAAUUGAUGGAUUCACUACGUACAAAAGAGGUCUUAACACAACGACAGAUGGGCAUCAGCGCCCUCCUUUUCACUUAUCAUGAAGUGUUAUUUAUAAUAACCGAGACCUGCCUAUCGCCAUCGCAGAUCAUUACUGACUCCUACAUACCUAACUUCCGAAAUAUAGUUGAACAUACCAGCAUCUCUCUUGACGCUUUGGCUCGGUCGGAUGGCACUCAGCCACCGUUUACCUUUGAAAUCAACGUCGGCUAUCCGCUCUGGUUCACCUGUCUCAGAUGUCGCGAUCCUAAAAUCCGACGCACAUCGCUAGCUCUAUUGCGCCGAGCACCUCAGCUACAGGGACUGCACAAAUCCCACUCCGCCGUAAGCUUCGGCGAACGAGUCAUGGUCCUAGAAGAAAGAUACGGAAUGGCGAUGAAAGCAGCUCAAGAAGCGAUCGCCUCUACGACCCCGGAACCCACAAAUGGACCUACAAAUGAAAUCAGCGAAUACCAAUCCCCUAGCCGAACCAUGAUCAACGACGUUUCGAAGUUUGACCUUGGCGAAUUUUUCGCUAUUCCGGAGUCCGAAUUCACUGCAAGUCAAUAUCCUACACUUAUGGACUUAGAUAUUAGUGAUCCAACUGCAGCGCUCAUCCCGGAAGAAGCGCGUCUUGGACCUAUCCAUAUGUUUCGGCCACGAGAUGGGUUUCCGCCGGGGACGAGUGAGGAGGACAUUGCGAAGUGGAAUCGAAGGGAUGAUCAGGUCUUUUUACGAUUCACAUGGACUGAGCGCGAUGUUGUGAACGACACUUGGCAUAUAAUUCAUGAAUACAUUCCCAUUGCUGCUCCUUGAUUUAGCGAAAAUGCAUCAAACUGUUGAAUUGAUAUUUACGAAUUUUAAGAGAACAAAUAGAGCAUCCAUUUACAAAGUUAACCAAUUUUAUAGAAAUAUAAUAUUGAAGUUUUC
Talaromyces proteolyticus is the source of this 2071-nucleotide messenger RNA. RefSeq names its product C6 zinc finger domain protein. The record is from RefSeq and is a predicted model, not a curated record. The transcript is spliced from 2 exons. Bases 158 to 1957 code for a protein of 599 amino acids. Gene Ontology annotation, biological process: regulation of DNA-templated transcription. NCBI's taxonomy places the organism in Eukaryota, Fungi, Ascomycota, Eurotiomycetes, Eurotiales, Trichocomaceae. Gene Ontology annotation, molecular function: zinc ion binding; DNA-binding transcription factor activity, RNA polymerase II-specific.